This is a messenger RNA of Elaeis guineensis (African oil palm), 3509 nucleotides long. RefSeq names its product V-type proton ATPase subunit a3. Gene Ontology annotation, cellular component: vacuolar proton-transporting V-type ATPase, V0 domain; vacuolar proton-transporting V-type ATPase complex. Gene Ontology annotation, biological process: proton transmembrane transport; vacuolar acidification. Gene Ontology annotation, molecular function: ATPase binding; proton-transporting ATPase activity, rotational mechanism. The record is from RefSeq and is a predicted model, not a curated record. Lineage: Eukaryota; Viridiplantae; Streptophyta; Magnoliopsida; Arecales; Arecaceae.
AAGCCGUCCGCUGUCGUAACAUAUUACAUCACUUAUCAGAGCGUGUUUCUGGUAUUUGGGAACCCCGCGCCCCCCUUCCUACCCUCCUCGGAAAGGAAGCAAGCCCGGAGACGAUCCCGCUUCCCGAUCGACCGCUCGAUCCAGGGAUCGAGCCGGUGCGAGGGUUGGGCUCUGAUUGAAACAGAGGUCGAGAGAGAGAGAGAGCAAGAGGAGGAGAGGAAGAGAGAGAAGAGGAGAUGGGGGAUUACCACAGCCAUGGUGGCGGGCGGGGGCAUGGGUGCUGCCCCACGAUGGAUCUAAUGCGGUCGGAGCCGAUGCAGCUUGUCCAGAUCAUCAUCCCCAUCGAGUCCGCACACCUCACUGUCUCCUACCUCGGUGACCUCGGCCUCCUCCAAUUCAAAGACAAUAUGGAUAAUAUCAACAGGAAUGCUACCCAUCAAGCUUAACGCAGAUAAGAGCCCUUUCCAGCGGACGUAUGCUAACCAGAUAAAAAGAUGCGGAGAGAUGGCACGCAAGUUAAGGUUUUUCGGGGAGCAAAUGACAAAGGCAGAUAUAUCACCUUCAGCAAUGCCCGUCACACGGACUCAUAUUGAUCUUGAUGACUUGGAGGUAAAACUUGGAGAGCUUGAAGCUGAGCUGAUUGAAGUCAAUUCAAAUGGUGAAAAAUUGCAACGCACUUUUAAUGAGCUAUUAGAAUAUAAACUUGUCCUUCAGAAGGCUGGUGAAUUUUUCUACUCAGCUCAAGGUCAUGCUACGGCCCAACAGAGAGAGAUUGAAGCACAUCAAGUUGGCGAUGGUUCUCUUGACAGUCCUUUGUUAUUGGAGCAAGAAAUGUUGGCAGAUCCAUCAAAGCAAGUAAAACUUGGGUUUGUCAGUGGCCUUGUACCCAAAGAAAAGGCAAUGGCUUUUGAAAGAAUUUUGUUCCGUGCUACCAGAGGCAACAUGUUCCUCAAACAAGUUGCAAUUGAUGAUCCAGUCACUGAUCCAGUUUCAGGAGAGAAGGUUGGUAAAAAUGUGUUUGUGGUCUUCUAUUCCGGGGAAAGAGCAAAGACCAAGAUUCUCAAGAUAUGUGAAGCUUUUGGAGCCAAUCGUUAUCCAUUUACAGAGGAUGUGGGCAAACAAAUGCAGAUGAUUGAUGAGGUGUCAUGGAAAAUCUCAGAACUGAAGACCACAAUAGAUGUUGGAUUAAUUCACCGCGAUAGCAUACUUAAAAAUAUAGGCUAUCAGUUUGAGCAGUGGAAUCACUUGGUAAGGAGAGAGAAAUCUAUAUACCACACUUUAAACAUGCUCAGCCUUGAUGUGACCAAAAAAUGUUUAGUUGCUGAGGGAUGGAGCCCUGUUUUUGCAACUAGUCAGGUUCAAGAUGCAUUGCAGCGGGCUACCUAUGAUAGCAACUCCCAAGUUGGCUCUAUUUUCCAGGUUCUCCAUACAAAUGAAUCUCCACCCACAUAUUUCCAGACCAACAAAUUUACUUCUGCAUUCCAGGAAAUUGUUGAUGCCUAUGGGGUUGCCAAAUAUCAGGAGGCAAAUCCUGGAGUUUACACUAUCAUUACAUUUCCUUUCUUGUUUGCAGUCAUGUUUGGUGAUUGGGGUCAUGGUAUUUGCUUGUUACUGACAACUUUGUAUUUUAUUAUACGAGAAAAGAAGUUGUCUUCUCAGAAGCUCGGAGACAUAAUGGAAAUGACUUUUGGUGGUCGCUAUGUGAUUAUGAUGAUGGCAAUAUUCUCAAUUUACACAGGACUAAUCUAUAAUGAGUUCUUUUCGGUCCCAUUUGAGCUUUUUGGUAAAUCUGCCUAUGCAUGCCGUGAUUCUUCCUGCAGGGAUGCCACUACAGAGGGAUUGAUUAAGGUACGACCGGCCUAUCCAUUUGGUGUGGAUCCAAAGUGGCAUGGUACCCGAAGUGAGUUGCCAUUUCUCAAUUCAUUGAAGAUGAAGAUGUCUAUCCUUCUUGGGGUGGCACAAAUGAACCUUGGCAUUGUGCUGAGUUACUUCAAUGCAAAGUUCUUUAGGAAUAAUUUGAAUAUCUGGUACCAAUUUGUUCCUCAGUUGAUUUUUCUAAACAGUCUGUUUGGUUACCUGUCACUACUCAUCAUUGUGAAAUGGUGCACUGGAUCAAAAGCAGAUCUGUACCAUGUAAUGAUAUAUAUGUUCCUCAGUCCAACAGAUGAUCUUGGUGAAAACCAGCUAUUUCCUGGCCAGAAAACACUUCAGCUUGUGUUACUUCUGCUAGCCCUUAUUUCUGUUCCUUGGAUGCUAUUUCCAAAGCCCAUUCUCUUGAAGAAGCAACACCAAGAAAGACACCAAGGUCAAUCAUACACGAUGCUACAGAGCACUGAAGAAAUGCUUGAGCUGGACCAUGGUCACAGUUCACAUGGCCACGGCAAUGAGGAGUUUGAAUUUAGUGAAGUUUUUGUUCACCAACUCAUUCAUACAAUAGAAUUUGUCCUUGGAGCAGUCUCCAACACUGCUUCAUAUCUCCGUCUCUGGGCCCUCAGUCUUGCUCAUUCAGAGCUGUCAAGUGUGUUUUAUGAGAAGGUCCUCCUCCUUGCUUGGGGGUUCAACAAUAUCAUCAUUCUCAUUAUUGGUUUCAUUGUGUUCAUCUUUGCCACUGUUGGCGUUCUGCUUGUGAUGGAAACGCUAAGUGCAUUCUUACAUGCCUUGAGGCUUCACUGGGUGGAGUUUCAAAACAAGUUCUACGAGGGAGAUGGAUAUAAGUUCUCACCAUUUUCAUUUGCAUUGCUUGCUGAGGAUGAAGACUAGGAUGAUAUUCUUGAUUCUUAUUUUACAUGUAGCAGUUGGAUGGGCUCAAGCAGCCUGAGUGGAUGCUAGCUUUUGUAGAUGGAGAAAAAUGCCAGAUCAUUCUUGUUCUCCUUUUAUUGCAAAGGGAGGAAGGCCAAGUGAAAAAAAUGGCCAGGCAACAUGGGUGUAUUGUAUAGACAGCUGGUUCGUUCUGUUGCCUUCGUAUAAUAUUUAUUCUUGAUUGAAAUCCGGUAAGGCAAUUCAAGAUGAUAAUAAAUCCUGGAGGACAUGACCUUAUUUUACUCAUGCCCGUCAAUGGUAAGCAAAGUUCUUGUUCUUGCAUUAUCUACGUUUCUGCUAGUUGUCCCCUUUCUUUUCAACAUCCUCACGUUCUAGUCAUUGAAUCUGGUUAAAUAUUUCCAUAUUCUCGUGCUAUGUAUCUUGCUAAUGAAUUUGCUGUAGAGUUCAGUAAUUAUAGCCAGUGUCUGAGAGAUAAGGACAUCUUAGGCUUGUAACAGAUUUUCUUUCAAGUUUGAUCGUGACAGAAUUUAAAGACACUACGUCAGGUGAUGGAUCCUGCUAUAUAGACAGUGAUGCAGGCUGCUAGUUUGGGUCAAUAAGGUGAUAAACAUAGUAUUGAUUCAUAGGUCAUGUCAAUAGAAGUUUGAGUAAGCUCUAAAGUUUCAUUAUAUAUUUGUUUUUACAAUUUGUAAGCUUUAUUUUCUGCUGGUAAUAAUUGGGAUAUCUGAAAAUGUUGUUACUUGUAGCAA